Molecule: messenger RNA, 2921 nt
Organism: Arachis ipaensis
Lineage: Eukaryota; Viridiplantae; Streptophyta; Magnoliopsida; Fabales; Fabaceae
Source: RefSeq, a predicted model, not a curated record
GGCAUUUUGGGUCAUUACAGCGGUUCUAACCCGCCGUAUCUCCCAUAUAUAUAAAAGUCCAAUUCCAACCCUAAUUUCAGAAACACUGGGUCAUUGCUGAAGAUGCCUGCAUACACUACUGCUUCCAUUGUGUGGCGAUCUCCGAUCCUAUGCGUUCCUUGACGAUCUCCUCCGGCGGGAUCUCCUCCUCCUCCGAUGAUCUCCUCCGGUGAGGUCUCCUCUAGCUUUUUGCUGUCCUUCUCUGCCAAAAUCCUUAGUGCCUCUCUUUCGUUCUCCCUUUCCUUCCAUUGAUGGACAGUGUCUGAUGAUGGAAACCUAGCGCAGGGGAAUAGCUUCAUAGAUCAUAAAGAUUUUUGUUGCAGUGACUGUGGUGGUACUCCUGAAAAGAAUUGGUAGUAAGCGACAUUGAUAAACUCUCAAUAUCGAAAGUUCCUCCUAAAUCCACAAGGUAUGGUUAUUAUUUUAAUUACAGAUAUAGUACAUAUUGCUGGUACUAUGAUUUAGUACUAAUGCAGUUAUUGGUUCUGUUCUCCCUUGUUCUAGCUGACUGGAUUUGUUAUUGAUCAGGGCCUAGCUGCCUUAAUUGGAUUUGUGUUCUUGUGAUUUAAAGGGGGCCUACUGGUGUUGUAGUCUUGCUAUUUGGUAUCCAUAUAAAAGAAAUGAGAAAAAUUAAAAUAAAUAGCAUUGCCUAUACAAUAAGUUUAGGCUAAGUCGUGCAAAAUUUAACGGAAAAGUUGAGUUGAGGGAUUCUCCAGCAGCACUAACAGGGUCAGAAAUAUUGGAACAACUUGAAGGCAUCAAUGUUUCAUUCGGGAAGGAACUACAGGCAAGUAAAGGUAAGAGGACUCGAUGAAAAGUUGUUGAAGAAGAAGAUGAAUCGGGGAUGUGGAGGAAGAAAAGCAUAUUUUUUGAUCUUCCUUAUUGGGAGUCUAACUUAUUGCGCCACAAUCUAGAUGUUAUGCAUAUUGAAAAGAAUGUUUGCGACAAUGUGUUAUACACUUUGCUCAAUGAGACUGGAAGGUCAAAGGAUAAUCUCAAAGCUCGUAAGGAUCUUAAAGAAAUGGGUAUAAGAAAAGAUUUAUGGCCAGAUGAAAAUGGGAGAUAUCAUCCAUCUUUGUUCACAAUGUCAAAUUCGAUGAAAGAUAUAUUCUUGCGUACUAUAAAGAAUAUUAGAGUACCAGAUGGUCUCUCGAGUAAUAUUUCACGGUGUGUUGACCUGAAGCAAAGAAAGCUCUCUGGAUUGAAGAGCCAUGAUUGCCACGUUCUUAUGCAGCAACUAUUACCCAUUGCCAUACGUAAUGUGCUGCCAGAUAAAGUUACUGCAGUGCUAAUAGAGUUGUCUUCAUUCUUUCAACAGUUGUGCUCUAAAAGCUUAAGUCUUACAGAACUUGAGAAGCUCCAACCUCGAAUAAUCCUUACCCUUUGUCAUUUAGAAAUGUUGUUCCCUCCUUCCUUCUUUACAAUCAUGGUUCAUUUAACCUGUCAUCUAGUUGAUGAAGCAAAACUCGGAGGACCAGUACACUAUAGGUGGAUGUAUCCUAUUGAGAGGUAUUUAGGUCAUUUGAAGUCCUAUGUACGAAACAAAGCUAAAUCAGAAGGUUCUAUAGCUGAGGGAUACGUGGCUGAAGAAGCUCUUACAUUUUGCUCUCGAUACUUAGAAGGGAUUGAGACAAGAUUUAAUAGGCCACCACGUGUUGAUGAUCGUCCGGAUGAUAAUUAUAGUACACAUGUGGAUUCCCUUUUUCCACAAAUAGGAAACUCAAAGGGAGCUUUCACAGUAUUUGAGUUGUCACCUAUGGAAAAAAAACAAGCACAUCGAUAUGUGGUUUUAAAUUGUCCAUAUGUCAAACCGUUCAUUGAUGACUUCAAAGAUUUUGUACGAAGACGAUCUAAGGGUAGAAGGCCUUCAAAUGUAGAGAUAGAAAAAAGAGUCAAUAAAGAUUUUGUUACUUGGUUUCCUGCGCAGUUUAUGAACCCAGAUAUUAUGAAUACUGUGCAUGAGGAUUUGAGAUACUUAGCAAGGGGUCCAUCACGAUAUGCCAAGAGGUUUUCUACAUUUAGUAUUAAUGGGUUCUCCUUUCGAACUACCAAUCGAGACAAUGGGUUAAAGACCCAGAAUAGUGGAGUUUUUUUAAUGUCUUCAACUCCUUGUGUUGCUAGCGCUAGUGAUGCUGAUGUUAGGAAUGCUGAUUUGUCAUAUUAUGGCAAACUAGAAGAUAUUAUAGAACUAAACUACAAUGGCCAAUUUCGGGUUACUUUAUUCAAAUGUAAAUGGGCUGACACCACUAGAGAACGGGGCUGUAGAAAGGAUAAUUGGGGUUUUACUUCUGUUAAUUUUUCACAAGUAAUACACAGUGGUGACCAAGAGGAGGAUGAUCCGUAUAUUGAAGCCUCACAAGCUCGAAUGGUGUAUUUUGUCAAUAAUGAAGUGAAUAAAGAUUGGAGUGUUGUCAUGCAUUUGAAGCCAAGAGAUUCAUAUGAUAUGGGGGGAAAUGAAGAUGAUGAAGCAUGCGAGAAUGAGCCAUGGUUAGAGCAAAACUUAGAUUCUUUAUUUGAAAAUGGUGAUAAUCUAUCAUUGUUAAGAGAUGAGGUAGAUGAUGAACUACUAGAUAAUGACAUUGGAGAAGACGAACACAUGUCAGAAUAGUUAUUAUAUUAAAUUAAUUCAGUUUCUUUCAGAAUCACCGUGUAUGAAACCAGGUCUUCAAAUUGAGCUAAGCCAAAGAUGGUAAAGUAGAUAUGGCAAAGCAAAAGAGGUACAAGAAUCUGCUUAAAGCAGCAGCAGCUGCACAUUCUUUACAAGACAAGUCAAUAGCAGCUGCAAAUUCUUCACAAGACAAGUCAAUAGCAGCUGCAAAUUCAUCCCGAGAUAAGUCGGCAGCUUCAAAUGCAUCACAAGUCAAGUCCGCAGCAGCUGCAAA